UAACCUUGAACAUGACGUUUAAACCUCAAAUAUAACCACAAUUUAUAAUUGUUUUAUUUUUCUGUUCAAAUAUAUUUUUGAACCUUCAUAAUAGUUCAAAAAUAGUUGGCGUUCAAAACGUUCAAGUAGAAAUUAAAUAAGGAUCGACUCUGAUAUAAGUAUGAUAUUUAUCUGAAACAUGUCGAGAAUUAGGAUUUUGCCAACGAAUCCAGAGACGUCAAUUCGCCUCUAACGCUAGCAAUCCUUUCGAAAAAUGUAGAUUUCGUUCACGAAUCAUUCUUUUUAAAAUUUUGAAUAUGUUGAUACGGUGUGGAAGACCAAAAAAAUCUCACACUAGAAUUUUUUUCAUUUUGAUUCUUGUGGUAUGGUUUCUUUUAUACAUGAAAUUUUUCAAGAAGAAAAUUCUAACUGAAAAUGAUGAAAAAGUGGCACAUUUAGCAAGAAAAUACGAAUCUUUUCUAAGUGAAUACGAGUCCAAAAUGAUAGAAGGUUUGGGAGAUGAAGGGGAGCCGGCUUAUUUAGAAGGAGAUGACAAAAUUGAAGGAGAUGAGUCAUUGAAAACUUUUGCUUUGAAUACAGUUUUAAGUGAUCGAAUGCCUUUAGAUAGAAAACUAAGGGAUCCUAGGAGCCCCAGAUGCAAAGAGUUCUCUUAUGAUCCAAAGUUAAAAGCUUCCAUUAUCAUUAUAUUCUAUAAUGAACUUUUAUCUGUUGUGCUUCGUACUAUAUGGAGUGUUAUUUUACAAACACCCGAACAUUUACUUCAAGAAAUCAUCCUAGUUGAUGAUAGUAGUACAACAGAACCUUUAAAGGAUCUUCUGGACUAUUAUCUUUUAACAAGACUGAAAGGAAAAAAUGUGAAAGUGGUGCGACUUUCAAGUAGAAUGGGGCUGAUAAGAGCUCGUUUGCAAGGAGCUAGAGUAGCAACUGGGGAUGUUUUAGUAUUUCUUGAUUCUCAUUGUGAGGCCACAGUUAAUUGGUUAGAACCCCUCUUGUCAAGGAUCGAAGAAGAUAAAUCAGCUGUAUUGGUUCCAAUUAUUGAUGUAAUUGAGGCAAACACUUUUGCUUAUUCCACAAAUGGUGAAACCAACUUUCAAGUUGGGGGAUUCUCUUGGUCAGGUCAUUUUACAUGGAUAGAUAUUCAAAGUGAAGACGACAAAGAUACAUUACGACCAGUAAAAUCACCUACUAUGGCUGGUGGACUUUUUGCAAUCGAUCGUAACUUUUUCUGGGAUAUUGGGUCAUAUGAUGAGCAAAUGGAUGGUUGGGGUGGUGAAAACUUGGAAAUGUCUUUCAGGAUUUGGCAGUGCGGAGGAAAACUUGAAACAGUACCAUGCUCAAGAGUAGGUCAUGUUUUUAGAGACUUUCAUCCCUACUCUUUUCCAGACAACAAAGAUACACAUGGCAUAAAUACAGCUCGACUAGUAGAGGUUUGGAUGGACGAUUAUAAGCGAUUCUUUUACAUGUUUGAGCCUUCAUUAGAAAAUAAUCCUGUGAUAGGAGACUUAACUCAUCGUAAACAACUAAGACAGAAGUUGAGAUGUAAAAGUUUUAAGUGGUACUUGGAUAAUAUUUAUCCCGAGAAGUUUGUUUUGGAUGAGAAUGUUUUAGCUUAUGGUCAAGUCAAGAACCGAGAUGAAUACUGCUUGGACGAUUUGCAACUUGCAGAAGGAAAAGUUGGGCCCCUUGGAUUGUAUGUAUGUCAUCCAACAUUGGCAAUGUCACAGUAUUUCUCCUUAAGUUUAAAAGGGGAACUUCGUAAAGAGAAUUUUUGUGCAGAAGUACAUAAUGAACGAUCUGUACAGUUGACUGAAUGUCAUGGACAUAAGAGGGACCAGUACUGGGAAUUUUUUGCCAAUGGCACCAUUUAUCACCCGUCCACUAAAAAAUGUCUCUCUACCUUUGAAGUGGAACCAGGGAAAGGAGUUAUAGUGGAAAAAUGCAAAAGAUCCAAGUACCAGAAUUGGAAAUUUACAAAUUUAAACCAAACAGUCUCAAUAAAAAAUAAAAAAAUAUUGGAAGAACCCAAUUUUUUGGAUUAUUGACUUUUUAGGAAUUACCUCUGUCUUUUCUUUCAGUGUGCAAAGUAUUUAUGAGUUUGUAAUUAUUCAAUUCCAGAAGAUUGAUUUUUUUUCUAUGAUUCAUUGAACUACUUAUAAAUAGGUUGUAUUUCACAGUAAUUGGCAUAUUUGGAUUGGGUUUGAUUUGGAUUUGUUACUUGACUGUACAUACAUAGCAAACAUUAUAAUUUUCCCAAUGUCUGAUUGGGAAACAAACCUUUCUUGAAAUAUUCGAAGCAUCACUGGGUAAGUUUAAAAGGAAUCAAAAUAUCGGCAUUUCUAUUGCACAAUGAAUUUAAGGUCUUUUUUAUAUAUUUUGUAUGUAUAUACUUUCACUUUUUUUUUUUUGGAACUAUUGUUCACUUCGUAUGACCUUAAGGUUCACUUUCCUUACUCUUUCCUUCAGAAACUUCACAGUAACCAAAGAAAAAUGGCGAGGUAAUAAAGCAUCAAUUUUUUUUUAUUCACUGUGAUAAGAACAAACUUUGAACUGAUAUCAAGAUUCUUGCUCACUAUAUAGGACCCUUUUUGUGAUUCAAAACAAAAAUACUUAUUCCUUUAAGAGAAUUCUAUAGUCAAGAAUACAAGGCAUCUAUCUUACUCUUAAGGAAAUAAAUAUAUUAAUGUAUAUGUAGAAACAACUAUGAAAUGAAUAUAUUUUUAACUCUAAAUGUGAAGUGACAACUGUUGACUAUUUUUCUGAUAUCUUCGAUAAAAUCCAAAACUAACUGUUAACAAGAUGUACGUAUAAAUAUAUAUUUUAUAUUAAUUUAUGUGAAAUAAUAUAUGUAACUUUAAAUCUUUCAAAUUGGUGUGUCCCUCCAUUUUAUCAUUUUUCUAUAUUGUUAUACAAGAUGUGUUUGAAUAAAUUAAAAAUCUAUUUUCAUAA
Messenger RNA from Harmonia axyridis, 2946 nucleotides. RefSeq names its product polypeptide N-acetylgalactosaminyltransferase 1-like. NCBI's taxonomy places the organism in Eukaryota, Metazoa, Arthropoda, Insecta, Coleoptera, Coccinellidae. Gene Ontology annotation, cellular component: Golgi apparatus. The record is from RefSeq and is a predicted model, not a curated record. Bases 297 to 2042 code for a protein of 581 amino acids. The transcript has 6 exons.